This is a messenger RNA of Salvia hispanica, 1282 nucleotides long. RefSeq names its product small ribosomal subunit protein RACK1-like. The record is from RefSeq and is a predicted model, not a curated record. Gene Ontology annotation, molecular function: protein binding; translation regulator activity; ribosome binding. NCBI's taxonomy places the organism in Eukaryota, Viridiplantae, Streptophyta, Magnoliopsida, Lamiales, Lamiaceae.
CAGCUCAUCACCAUUUAGGGUUUCCUAUUUCCGCCUCACUCUCGAGAAAACCCCAAUCCGCCGCCGCAAUCCUCAAUUCCACCAUCAAUGGCGCAGGAGCAGCUGAUUCUCCGCGGCACCAUGCGUGCCCACACCGACUGGGUGACCGCCAUCGCCACCCCGAUCGACAACUCCGACAUGAUCGUCACCGCCUCCCGCGACAAAUCCAUCAUCGUCUGGGCCCUCACCAAGGAGGACCGCACCUACGGCGUCGCCCGCCGCCGCCUCACCGGCCACUCUCACUUCGUCCAGGACGUCGUCCUCUCCUCCGACGGCCAGUUCGCCCUCUCCGGCUCCUGGGACGGCGAGCUCCGCCUCUGGGACCUCGCCGCCGGCACCACCGCCCGCCGCUUCGUCGGCCACACCAAGGACGUCCUCUCCGUCGCCUUCUCCGUCGAUAACCGCCAGAUCGUCUCCGCCUCCCGCGACAAGUCGAUUAAGCUCUGGAACACCCUCGGCGAGUGCAAGUACACCAUUCAGGAUCAGGACGCCCACACCGAUUGGGUCUCCUGCGUCCGGUUCUCCCCCAAUACCUUGCAGCCGACUAUUGUCUCCGGCUCCUGGGAUCGGACCGUUAAGAUCUGGAAUUUGACCAAUUGCAAGCUCCGCUCCACUCUCGCCGGCCACUCUGGGUACGUCAACACCACGGCGGUCUCGCCUGAUGGUUCUCUCUGCGCUAGCGGAGGAAAGGACGGUGUGAUUUUGCUGUGGGAUUUGGCGGAGGGGAAGAGGCUCUACUCGUUGGAUGCUGGAUCGAUUAUCCACUCCCUCUGCUUUAGCCCUAACAAGUACUGGCUCUGCGCUGCCACGGAGUCCAGCAUUAAGAUUUGGGACUUGGAGAGCAAGAGUGUUGUUGUCGAUCUUAAGGUCGAUUUGAAGCAGGAGAGCGAGAUGGUUGCCGAAGGAUCUCAAACCGCCGCUGGAAAAACUAAGGUGAUUUACUGCACCAGUCUCAACUGGAGCGCAGAUGGAAGCACCCUUUUCAGUGGAUAUACAGAUGGAGUUGUGCGGGUUUGGGGUGUCGGACGAUACUAAGUAGCACGCUCGCACACAUGUAGGCUGUGAGUCGAUUUUACAGUGAGCUUAAUUUUACUUUUAGAUUGAAGCUCAGAGCAUAUGGUCUCUCUGUGUUUUAUUUAAUGGUUUUGAGGUGGAUAUUUAAAUUUUGAGCACUUUGUUGUUUAGUUUGUUAAACGAGAAUGAAUUGUUUUUGCUUAAUUUGAAAUCCCUUUCGAAUUCCGCA